CUCAGGGGGCACAUGCCUCAGGAGUGCUGUUUAACAUCCCGACCUUAGACCUGAGCCCCGCAGAAACACAAACAUCGAAGGGACUUCUAGCAUUCCCGCCCCAGUCUCCAACUCCAACAUCAUCGUGUCCCGCGGAGGGCGUGACGACCCUCAGCCACCCUGACCGCUGUGAGGCUUUCUACGAAUGUGUUGAGGGCGUGCGGGAGUUGAAGGAGUGUCCCGCAGGGCUGCACUACAACCCCGUCCUUGUCAACACCGCUGCGGCCGACCCAUGUGAUCGGCCCUCUAACCUGCAGUUCGCUAGACAGAUUCAGUGCUCUCUUCAGUGCAUGGAACGCCUGCCUCCCUCCACCACCCCUGCAGCACCGGCAGCACCACCCCCGGAGUGCCUCGGGAGAUUCCCGCACCACCUCCCUAACGAAGGCGACAACUCGUGCCGCGGCUUCUUUGAGUGUCGCGACGGUUUGGCUUUGUACCGCCGUUGCCCUGACGAGCUGAUGUACAACGCCCACGCUGCACCCGCCCACUUCCCUUGCGACUACCCCGAGAAUGUCUCCUGCGGUACCCCUGCCCCCCAGCUGACACAGACGCAGAUGCACCCAUGGAUGUACCCUCCUCCGGCACGGCGCCAGCAGUACAGGUCAAGAGACGACCCCACAGUGUUCAACUUUUACUCGUAUGUGACCCACCACUGGUAGGCCCGCCACGGCGCCACCGUCCUGAGCCGCCCCAGAUUGGCAUACGCGUCAGCAGCAUGGUGCCCACUCCCCACGAAGGAAGAAAUAUGUAAACAAGAUCAGGAGAAUGCGAAGUAGCAACCGGGAUGGUCAUAGAUUAUACAAACAAAGAAUUGCCUCCAAAUCUUAAAUUUUAAGUUGGUAAUGAAAACAGUCACCUUAAUUAAUUAAUAUUCUGAGGCACUUGAUUUUAUGCUUUCAAUCAGCGUUGCUAGAAAAGGGGAGGCUGUUACCAUAGACUUUUAUAUAUGUAACCCUUAAAUUGAUUGGUAUGAAUUUAAAAUUUAGCACUUGUUAGACCUUAUUGAAGAGCUUAUAAAUGGAUAUUGAUAUUUCUUAAGUAGCAAAUUCAUAAUCAAAAAGUCAAUCAGGUCUUAAAAUUUUGUAGAAAGAAGUGAUAUACAGCAGAAUUUGUAAAAUGAAGUUAUUAUAUG
This is a messenger RNA of Eriocheir sinensis (Chinese mitten crab), 1171 nucleotides long. RefSeq lists its product as uncharacterized. Bases 330 to 698 code for a protein of 122 amino acids. NCBI's taxonomy places the organism in Eukaryota, Metazoa, Arthropoda, Malacostraca, Decapoda, Varunidae. The transcript is spliced from 3 exons. Gene Ontology annotation, cellular component: extracellular region. The record is from RefSeq and is a predicted model, not a curated record. Gene Ontology annotation, molecular function: chitin binding.